This is a messenger RNA of Calidris pugnax (ruff), 3785 nucleotides long. It is a transcript of the gene ABCB10, whose product is annotated as ATP binding cassette subfamily B member 10. Gene Ontology annotation, biological process: transmembrane transport. Gene Ontology annotation, molecular function: ATP binding; ATP hydrolysis activity; ABC-type oligopeptide transporter activity. The record is from RefSeq and is a predicted model, not a curated record. Bases 1724 to 3445 code for a protein of 573 amino acids. The transcript has 12 exons. Gene Ontology annotation, cellular component: membrane. NCBI's taxonomy places the organism in Eukaryota, Metazoa, Chordata, Aves, Charadriiformes, Scolopacidae.
AAUAGACCAGCUUUUGCUGACAGAAGCUGACCUGGCUUUUGUUGGAUUUCUACUGCUUCACAGCAUGACUGCACCACUGCAGCCAGCCUGCUAAUAAGGGCACUCAUUCUGAGGAAGUUUUAGCUAGUAAAUAAUAAGCUUAUGAGAUAUGUGAUCCAUACCAUGAACAUAAGUCUGCAGCAGGAAGACUUUCCCUUUCUGCUCUGGCUGCUUAUAGUUUCUAUAGCUUGGAGUUAAAAGAUUGGAGUCCUUUUUCUUUGACGUGCUUGCUGGCUUGAGUGUAAUGCAAUGGGAGGAUCACAAGCGAAUCUUGACUAAGAAGCGCAGGCAGCAGGUUGGACACAAGGGCAAAGCUUGUUUGGGCAGCACGUGGGGCUCUCCCGGGACUGCUCGGGGCGCUGCCAGGAAGGUGCAGAGGAGCUUUUGCUUCUCUGGUGGCAGGCAUGCAUUUCUUGUACCCUGACUCCUUCCUCAUAAACGCACAGCUGUAUUUACGCUCCAAGUACAAGCGGAAACAAAGCUUUCCACCUGGUGUGGAGGUGGUAAGAGGCAUCAAACCAUCUGUGACAGAUGUUGGAAAUAUUGCUUACAGCAGUGCGCUGGGAGACUCUCUGCUGUCUUCAUCGCAGGAGCGAUACAAGAAGCUCAAUAGAAUGUAACUAAGGAAAUUUCAGGGUUUUUAGUAUAGGGUCUUUUUGCCUUUAAAGGCAUUAGCUGCUAGUAGUUUUGUAGCAGUCCUGUGAAUGGUUCCUUUAAGUUUGGGGUUGGCUGUUGAGAAUAUUAGGCUGUAUAUAUGGUAUUGUUUGUUGUGGUUCAGUGGUUUUCAUAUCAAGUUUGUUCAGUUUUCAAUUAAGAGGGUUUUUUCAUAGUUCUCAGCCUUCCAAGCUGGGCUUGCCUUUUCAGAAUCAAGCUGUAUUCUCGACUCAAGAAAUUUCUUUGCAGAUUAAAGUUCAAAAGGCUGUCUUGGUCCAGUGCGAUUUUUCAUACUCUGUGAUACAGGUUCAAACAGUUACACAGGUUGUUCCCCGGGUGAUCUUGCAACUGGAAUUUAAGAGCUCUGCUCAUCAGCAAACUUAUGCUAUUUUUCUUUUAGACCAGCAAUAGUAAAGAGUAAAACAAUACAAAUGUUUGUAAAUUUUCCCAGUCUGGAGUAAAUAAAAUGGGGUUUUUUUGUUUGUUUGGGUUUUUUUCAAAAUAAAAUUGUCUGUGUUAGACAGUUCUCAGAUCAAAUCUUUACUUCAGUCAAUUGCUAUCUCAGAAAUAGACAGCUGGAAGCUUUGUUAUGGCAGCAACCAUGAAUAAUAGAAAACAAACCAAAUGGGGUGAAGGAUUGUAUGAGAGAGAUGGAAGACUUGCUGACUGUGAAUGCUCUCUAAGGAUGACAUCUGUGAGGAGUUAACUUUGUCAAGUGGUAGUGGGGAAGGUUAGACAAGAAAAGUCAGUCUACUUCUACCCAAUCACAGAUUGGAUGCAGAGGCUUUCAGGGUCUUAAAAUGUGCCUUGCCUAAGUUAAUUUAUGCCGGGGCUUAAAAUGUCCCAUUCAGAACUGGGCCUAAAAGAAUGCUGAUUAUUAACCUUGCAAGUGUCAGCAUUAAAUAGAAAUUUCAAGUCAAAAAUUAUUUCAUAUGUGCUAUUAAUAAUCUUGCAAAUUCAGAAUAAUUUUCCUUUUCCUUGUUGAUUUGCAGCUGCUGUUGGCUUUCUGACAGUUUCCAGUGUCAUUACUAUGUCAGCCCCUUUCUUUCUGGGUAAAGUUAUUGACGUUAUUUAUACAAAUCCCAGUGACGACUUCACUACCAGCCUGACCAGCCUGUGUGCCUUGCUGAGUGGAAUCUUUUUAUGUGGUGCUGCUGCUAAUGCUACUCGUGUCUACCUCAUGCAGACUGCAGGACAAAGAAUUGUGAAACGUUUGAGAACAACCAUGUUCUCCUCUAUUCUGAAGCAAGAAACUGCUUUCUUUGACAAGACCAGAACAGGAGAGCUGAUAAACCGCUUAUCUUCAGAUACAGCCCUCUUGGGCCGUUCAGUGACUGAAAACCUUUCAGAUGGGCUCAGGGCAGGAGCACAGGCAUCUGUGGGGGUUGGAAUGAUGUUUUUUGUGUCUCCUAGCCUUGCUGCAUUUGUUCUGAGCGUUGUGCCGCCCUUGGCUGUCCUGGCUGUAAUUUAUGGAAGAUACUUGCGAAAACUUACUAAAAUGACCCAAGAUUCUCUUGCAGAGGCAACACAGUUAGCUGAAGAGCGUAUCGGAAAUAUAAGAACAGUUCGAGCUUUUGGGCAAGAAGUGGCUGAAAUGGAGAAGUAUACAAAUAAAGUUGAUUAUGUGCUACAGCUGGCUAAAAAAGAGGCAGUAGCUCGGGCAGGCUUCUUUGGAGCAACUGGCCUUUCUGGAAACUUAAUUGUCCUCUCAGUCUUAUACAAAGGAGGAUUACUAAUGGGCAGUGCCUACAUGACAGUUGGUGAACUCUCAUCUUUCCUAAUGUAUGCUUUCUGGGUUGGAAUAAGCAUUGGAGGUCUAAGUUCCUUUUAUUCUGAACUAAUGAAAGGGUUAGGUGCUGGUGGACGUCUAUGGGAACUUAUUGAAAGGAAGCCCCAACUUCCAUUCAAUGAAGGAAUCACGUUAGGCAAAGACACAUUCAGAGGUGCUUUGGAAUUCAAGGACGUUGAGUUUGCAUAUCCAACACGUCCAGAACAAUCAAUUUUCAAAGAUUUUAGCCUUUCCAUUCCAGCUGGCUCUGUUAUGGCUCUGGUUGGCUCAAGUGGUACAGGGAAAUCGACUAUUGUUUCCCUUCUGCUGAGGCUGUAUGAUCCUAUCUCAGGUACAAUCACCGUUGAUGGCUUUGAUAUCCGUCAGUUAAAUCCACUGUGGUUCAGGACAAAGAUUGGAACAGUGAGUCAGGAACCUAUUCUGUUCUCCUGUUCUAUUGCUGAAAAUAUUGCCUAUGGUGCAGAGGAUCCUUCUACUGUGACUGCAGAGGAGAUUGAGAAAGUUGCUGAAAUAGCUAAUGCUGCCAGCUUUAUCAGAGAUUUUCCCAAAGGGUUUGACACUGUAGUUGGAGAAAAAGGCAUUCUGCUUUCAGGUGGACAGAAGCAACGAAUUGCCAUUGCUCGAGCUCUGCUGAAGAAUCCUAAGAUUCUCCUGUUAGAUGAAGCAACAAGUGCUUUGGAUGCUGAAAAUGAGUAUCUAGUGCAAGAAGCCCUGGACCGGCUGAUGGAAGGGAGGACAGUCCUAAUUAUUGCUCAUCGUCUCUCUACUAUUCAGAAUGCUGAUUUUGUUGCAGUCCUUGGUCAGGGUAAAAUUCUUGAAUGUGGAAAACAUGAGGAGCUACUUGGAAAUCCAAAUGGACUUUUCAGGAAACUAAUGCAGAAACAAGCUUUUCUUCAGAAUAGUGAUACUUUUGCAUUAGAUUUACAAUCCAGAGAAAAGGAUGUAUUAAAAGAAAACGUAUGAGAGAAGGUAUGAAUAGUGGAAGCUUACAAACGACAAUGCUGAAACAUAAGUUAUAUUCUAUGUAAAGUAAAUGUUAUAUUUUUCCAAAAUGUACAAAAUAUUCUUUUGAAACUUAUAUGUGUUUAAACUUUUUAUUGAAAGCUUUUUAAUAAUUAUUGCAACUUUUAAAAAUGCCUAUCACAUUGAGAUAAUGUCAGUGUGUAGAUUUUUCUGCUUUGUUUUAUGCUAAUUGAGACCAUUUAGAAUCUCUUUUGCUGUAAUGCACUGUAUGAUGAUGUACGGCAUUCUCAAGUAAAUUCAGUAUUCUGUGGGUAAUUAAAUGACAGUCUUAUCAUUUUCA